This is a messenger RNA of Gaeumannomyces tritici R3-111a-1, 1839 nucleotides long. RefSeq lists its product as hypothetical. NCBI's taxonomy places the organism in Eukaryota, Fungi, Ascomycota, Sordariomycetes, Magnaporthales, Magnaporthaceae. The transcript is spliced from 3 exons. Gene Ontology annotation, cellular component: endoplasmic reticulum membrane. Bases 220 to 1671 code for a protein of 483 amino acids. Gene Ontology annotation, molecular function: Delta14-sterol reductase activity. The record is from RefSeq and is a predicted model, not a curated record. Gene Ontology annotation, biological process: ergosterol biosynthetic process.
GCCGGCUCCGGGAACUGGGCUCUGUCCAUGGGCCGAUGGGAAUGAAUGGACGGGCCCACCUUCCCAAACAAGUAUUACUAAGAGCCUUAGCUGCGCUACACCCCGGUUUGUUUCCUGCUAUAAAACCCGAGGGCGUCGCCUUCCCUUCUGGCUUGCUCAGAGGUAGAGACACAACGGCGAGCUCUGGUCUCGCACAUAGAGUCCGCCGUUAGCAUCACAAUGGCCUCCAAGACCAAAGCCACAGCCAAGCAUGGCUACCACUUCUUUGGCCCAUAUGGAGCCUUUGCUAUCAGCUUCUGCCUCCCUGCACUGCUGUACAUCCUCGCCUUUGCCUGCAACGAUAUUUCGGGCUGCCCGGCUCCUUCCCUCCUCAACUUGCGCUCGCUGAGCCUUGAGACCCUCAAGCAAGAGGUUGGCUGGCCUGGCUUUCGGGGUCUCAUGAGCUGGAAGGCCACCCUCGCCGUCUUUGGCUACCACCUCCUUGGUGCCCUGCUGUACCGCUUUCUCCCUGCCACCGAGAUGGAAGGCACCGAGCUUUUCUGUGGUGGGAAGCUGAAGUACAGACUAAACGCCUUUGCCUCGAGCAUCUGCAUCCUCGUGCUCUGUUUGGCCGGCACCAUAUCUCAGGGGUCCAGCUUCCCUGUGUGGGUUAUCAUUACCGAGGACUACUUGCAGGUCCUCACCGCCAACAUGGCCAUCGCGUAUUUUCUGGCCACAUUCGUCUAUGUUCGCAGUUUCAGCGUCAAGCCUGGCAAUCGUGAACGUCGUCAGCUCGCCGAGGGCGGUCAGACGGGCAACCCCUUUUACGACUGGUUUAUCGGCCGGGAGCUCAAUCCUAGGGUGACGCUGCCCAUAAUUGGAGAGAUCGACAUCAAGGAGUACAUGGAGCUCCGCCCUGGGCUCCUUUUUUGGGCCCUCCUCGACCUCGCCUUUCUUGCCAAGCAGCACCGAAACUUUGGCUUCGUCUCAAACGGCGCCGUGUUCGUGACGGCAGUCCAGACGCUAUAUGUGCUGGACUCCCACUACAACGAGCCGGCCGUCCUUACGACCCUGGACAUCAUCUCCGACGGCUUCGGCAUGAUGCUUUCCUUUGGCGACAUCGUUUGGGUUCCGCUUCUGCACUCGCAGCAGAUGCGUUACCUCUCCGUCCACCCCGUCUCCCUCAGUCCCUGGGGCAUGGCCGGCGUGGCCAUACUGCUCGUCGCCUCGUUCGCCGCCUUCCGCCUUUCCAACAACCAGAAGAACCUGUUCCGCUCGAACCCCCAGGACCCCCGCGUCGCCCACCUCAAGUACAUCGACACCAAGGCCGGCACCCGACUCCUCGUCAGCGGCUGGUGGGGCAUCUCGCGCCACUUCAACUACCUGGCCGACUGGAUGCAGGCCUGGCCUUACUCUCUCCCAACCGGCGCGGCCGGAUAUGUCAUCCUGGCGGCUGGCGGCCAGGGCGACGAUGGCCCGUCGUCCUUCCGGAUGCUGGACGGCAGGGAGGUCGUCCCAGGCCCGGCCCAGUGGUAUGGCGUCGUGUUCACCUAUCUCUACGUCGUCUAUUUUGCUUGCCUCCUGAUUCACCGCGCGAGCAGGGACGACGAGAAGUGCGCGGGCAAGUAUGGUCAGGACUGGGAGCGGUACAAAGCCAUCGUGAGGUGGAAGAUUCUGCCCUACGUGUACUGAGCACCGUUUGCUGGCGGUCUUGGUCGGAGGCUGUCCCAUAUAUAGCCCGGCUCUAGUACGCCCGACUUCUAGGUCGAGCCCCUCGUCAAGCCACACCGGUUUCUUGGCCCGCUCUUAAUAUACGAUAGAAUAGUGGCUUCACAACAUUGACAAAGGUUAUCUUCGGCA